Messenger RNA from Asterias rubens (European starfish), 648 nucleotides. RefSeq lists its product as uncharacterized. Gene Ontology annotation, biological process: signal transduction. Bases 1 to 648 code for a protein of 215 amino acids. The transcript has 5 exons. Gene Ontology annotation, molecular function: protein binding. Lineage: Eukaryota; Metazoa; Echinodermata; Asteroidea; Forcipulatida; Asteriidae. The record is from RefSeq and is a predicted model, not a curated record.
AUGACAGACGAAGCCUCAUCCAAUAGAAGCAAAGACACUACUCACAUGAUACAGAUCUUUAUCAAGACGCCCAUCAACCCCAAAACCCUCUGUCUACGACUCGAUCACAAAACAACCGUCUCCGACCUGAAAGACAUCAUUCACAGGAAGUUGGCCAUUCGUCCUGCUUUGCAAAAUCUUUACACAAACAACAAAAGGUUCAAGUUGUGUGACGCUUUGACUCUUCUUGAUCUUGGCAUUAAACCGGAGACAAACAUUGAUCUAACAUUAGCAGAAGGAUUGCUUGGUGGCGCCCCAACACCAGUAGACGAGACACUCCUACGGACUUUAGCGGUAAACCUCUGCAAGGACUGGCAGCAACUCGCAGACAAGCUUAUGUUCAGACAAGCAGAGAUUAGCAAGUUUGAACGCCUCGCUGAGAGCAACCCAGAAGAACAGGCUUACAAGAUGCUAGAUUCUUGGUGGAGCAAGCAUGCUGAUAACGGAGAAGCGGGAGAAUGGUUGAGAAGUGCUUUGGCUCAGAUAGGUCGUCGAGAUUUAGCUGCGAGGAUCCCAGGUUAUGUACCCCACUCCCCAAGAGCAGGUAGCAACAGGCAGUCACCGGAACAUCAGUCAACAUCCGAUGGAUCAGGUAUUAAUGAGAUGUGA